This is a messenger RNA of Cornus florida, 1635 nucleotides long. Its product is annotated as disease resistance protein At4g27190-like. The record is from RefSeq and is a predicted model, not a curated record. Lineage: Eukaryota; Viridiplantae; Streptophyta; Magnoliopsida; Cornales; Cornaceae. The coding region runs from base 1 to 1635 and encodes 544 amino acids. Gene Ontology annotation, molecular function: ADP binding. The transcript has a single exon.
AUGAUGGAACCGGUCCUGGUAAUACUUGACGUUGUUUGGGACGUACUUGAUCUGAAGGCGGUUGGCAUUCCUUUAGGGGAUGAUCAUACGCGUUGUAAAGUUGUUUUAACCACUCGAAGUCAAGAUGUUUGCACUCAAAUGGGAGUUCAAAAGAUUGUUGCCGUCGAGGAGUUGGAUAAACAAGACGCAUGGGACCUUUUUAAGGAGAUGGCCGGUGGUGAAGCCGUUUAUUCCGGUGAUUUGAAUCAUAUUGCAAGAGAGGUAGCAGAUGAAUGCGGUGGUGUGCCACUUGUCAUUGUGACCAUCGCUAGAGCGUUGAAAAAUAAAAACCAUUACGUGUGGACUGAUGCGGCUCGACAGCAGAAGAACUCAAACACAAAAUACAUCCCCGGGCUGGGUAAAGACGUGUAUCCCCAACUUGAGUUGAGUUUCAAGUAUCUUGACAGCGAGGACGCCAAAUAUUUGUUCUUACUCUGUUGCUUGUUUCCACGAGAUCGUAACAUUCCGAUAGAAGACUUGACGAGAUACGUCAUGGCGCUGAAGAUGUUUGAAGGUGUCAGCACCAUUGAAGAAGCAAGAGGUAGAGUCUAUGCUGUGGUAAGUACCCUUGCUGAUUCUUUUAUGUUGUUAGAUGGUUCUGAAGAAGGGUUCGAUAAAAUGCAUCACGUUCUCCGCGAUGUUGCAAUAUAUAUUUCGUCUAAACAUGAGAAGUUCCGGUUUAAGGUUAUGGCUGGAGUGAGAAAUUGGCCAGACCCACAAACAUUUGCAAAUUAUUUAGCCAUCUCAUUGAUAUCAAAUAAUAUUUAUGAGCUUCCUGGUGAGCUGCAAGCCCCAAACCUCCAGACCUUGAGACUGCAAUGCAAUUCUCAGUUGCAAAUUCCAGAUGAUUUCUUCCAAGGAUCGAAAGAUCAAUUAAAAUGCUUAGAAAUGAGCGGUAUCCAUUUCUUGCCAACACUUCCACCGUCACUUCAACUGCUCUCUAGCACCCUUCGAACCCUCCAUCUAACUUCUUGCAAGUUAGGGGACAUAUCUAUGAUAGCAACACUGCGUAGACUUGAAAUUCUCAGUUUUUGUGGUUCUGCACUUGCUGUGAUUCCCCACAAUAUUGCCCAAUUGACUCGUCUGAGACUCCUUGAUUUGACGAACUGUGUAACACUUACCAAAAUAGUACCAGGCGUCAUAGGUGAACUUCGUAAAUUAGAGGAGCUAUACUUGCCAGAAUUUUUUGAGUUCCACAAUCUUGAUGAGCUAAAUUUCUUGUCUCGAUUGACUCGCCUGCAAAUUCGGAUCGAUCUUUUGGGUAUAAAUUUAUAUGGGUGCGUGCUCGGGUUAACAAGUUUCAACAUAACAAUUGGCACUCCAAAAAAUUAUACGACUCCCCAGUUUUACAAGCCUAAUUUUUAUGUAUGCAUGAGAAGCUUGAGGAUUACCAAUGAUGGGCCAAUACAGCCAUCAUUAUUGCCAGAUCGGAUUAAGUUUCUGCUGUUAGAGAAGACUAAGAAUCUAGUUUUGGACGAAUUGAAGAAUUUCAAUAAUAUCUUCAGUGAACUAAACCAGGAAGGCCUCAAUGAAUUAAUGUCUCUUGAACUCAAUUUCCUUAAAGAGAUGGUAUAUCUGGUCAACACAAUGGAGUAG